Messenger RNA from Ctenopharyngodon idella (grass carp), 2439 nucleotides. RefSeq lists its product as uncharacterized. The record is from RefSeq and is a predicted model, not a curated record. Bases 730 to 1944 code for a protein of 404 amino acids. Lineage: Eukaryota; Metazoa; Chordata; Actinopteri; Cypriniformes; Xenocyprididae. The transcript has 2 exons.
ACAAACCCAGUGUACUCACAUGACAAGCAGGAGCAGUUUUCAGGUCUUCCCUCUUCUCUCUCUCCAGCGCUGGAAAGCUUUUCUAAUAUAACCAGGUCCUAAAGCACUUGCCCAGGCAUAAACCUUCAUUCCAGUGAUUUUUUUUUUUUUUAGCUGUUUUGUAUUGUGUCCCAUUUCCUUAUUUUCAAAUCUCCCUCUUGCUCGUUCUCUCUCCUCGACCAUCAUACGCCCCCUCAUGCUGAUUGGUUAGACGUUUGUUGUUGCACUUGGCCCGACUAACUUCCAAACUGUGUAUUUGAAAUAUCACUGAGUCCCCCUUUAAUAAACAAAACUGCUUUGCGUUAUGCGGAAUAACAUUGUACUGGGCUACUAAAAUAGUCCGAAUGUAAACGUGUAUGAACGUGUACACAUUCCCGCACACUUUUCAAAACUUUCUCUUCUCUUCUUUGCCCUCCUCUCCUCCCUCCCACAUCAGCUCUUACAGCUGAUGACUUUGCCACAUUCUUCAAACAUAAAAUAACAACCAUCAGCGGCCAAUUCUCCACACCACAUACUGACAAUAACAUCUUAACGGAAAACACACAAAUUCUCCCCUCCUUCUCUUUGCUCUCUGAGGCAGAUGUUUCCAAACUCAUCCUUUCCAAUCACCCUACUACCUGUCCGCUUGACCCUAUCCCCACUCAUCUUCUUCAGGCCAUCUCCUCCUCAAUUGUACCUGCACUCACUCACAUGAUCAAUUCUUCUCUUCACACUGGUACAUUUCCCACAGCUUUUAAGCAGGCUAGGAUUACACCACUGCUUAAAAAACCCACUCUGAAUCCAGCACUUUUAGAAAACUAUAGACCGGUAUCCCUUCUUCCAUUCAUUGCGAAGACACUUGAGAGAGUUGUGUUCAACCAACUGUCUACUUAUCUCACACAGAACAACCUCCUUGACAACAACCAGUCUGGCUUCAAGAGUGGCCACUCAACUGAGACUGCCCUGCUCUCAGUUACUGAAGCCCUGAGACUGGCACGAGCAACUUCAAAAUCAUCGGUACUCAUCUUGCUGGAUCUGUCUGCUGCUUUUGACACAGUUAACCACCAGAUCCUCCUGUCAACCCUCAGGUUGAAGGGCAUCUCAGGAACCGCACUCCAGUGGUUCGAGUCUUACUUCUCAGAUGAUCCGACAGUUGCUGGUCACAUCGCAGCCUGCCUGACAGUCAUUUCUGCCUGGAUGAAGGACCACCACCUUCAACUCAACCUUGCAAAAACGGAACUGCUUGUGGUCGGUGCCAACCCAACACUUCAUCAUAACCUUUCCAUUCAACUUGGGUCGUCAACCAUAACUCCUUCCAGGAUGGCCAGGAACCUCGGAGUGGUGAUGGAUGAUUGUUUAAGCUUCACAGAUCACAUCACUACAAUGGCCCGGUCCUGCAGAUUUGCUCUGUACAACGUUAGGAAGAUUAGACCCUUCCUAUCGGAGCUUUCCACACAAAUUCUUGUCCAAGCUCUUGUUCUAUCCAGACUGGACUAUUGUAAUGCUCUCUUGGCAGGCCUUCCAGCAUGCACUUUCAAGCCUCUACAACUGAUACAGAAUGCUGCAGCAAGACUGGUCUUUAACGAACCGAAGAGAGCGCAUGUCACACCUCUCUUCAUCAGUUUGCAUUGGCUGCCAAUUGCUGCUCGCAUCCAAUUCAAGGCUCUAAUGUUUGCCUACAGAACAUCCACUGGCUCUGCACCACUAUACCUUAACCCACUACUUCAGACUUAUGCGCCCUCCAGAAGCUUGCGUUCUGCAAGUGAACGGCGUCUUGUGGUGCCAUCCCAAAGGGGCACAAAAUCACUCUCACGGACCUCCUCCUGGUCUGUUCCUGGUUGGUGGAAUGACCUACCACGCUCUAUCCGAGCAGCUGAGUCUUUAGCCAUUUUCAAAAAACUGCUAAAGACAUAUCUUUUUCAUUAAUAUAGCACUUUUUUUUAUUUAUAUUUUACUUUUCUUUUUUCGAUUUUCUAUUCUUUCUCCAUCUAUUUGCGUAUAUAUAUAUAUAUUUAAAAAAAAAAAAAAAAAAAAAAACCCAACCUUGCUACGAGCACUUUACUGAUGAAACUGACUUGACACAGCACUUACAUACUGUUGUACUCAUGUUGAUUUGAUUGCUUCUACUAUUAUGUAAAUGCAACUUAGAUAUUUUGUACAUUCUGUACUAGUUUAAAUAAUAAUAUGUAUAUUUUUGUGUAAAUUGCAUGCUAACCAAGUCCAUGUUAAGUCAAAUCCUGAAGCUUGUUUAAUACUGUAUAGCUGUGUAUGUUCCACACUAUAAGCUAGAUGUUUAAGUUAACUUUGUACACCUAUUUAUGGUAUAUGAUACACUUGAAUGCAGCCAUUUAAAUGCAACUUUAUUGCACUUUACCAAAGUAAUGUGAAGUUAUGGUCUACGGAUACUACCUCAUAUUUGAC